Molecule: messenger RNA, 2006 nt
Organism: Heterocephalus glaber (naked mole-rat)
Lineage: Eukaryota; Metazoa; Chordata; Mammalia; Rodentia; Bathyergidae
Source: RefSeq, a predicted model, not a curated record
AAAACUAACCCUAUUACACGUCAAUGAAACAAAGUUCUGUGGAAAGUAACUAUUAGCUCCGAACAGCUCAGUGAGAAGAGUGCUAUUGCUUUUCAUUUUUGCCAAGCUAUUUAAUUUUAGACUUCGUAGAAGAUGCUGGGUGUCCAAUCCACUUCAGUUUGUUGUUCUGGCUGAAGUAUAUGAAGAAAAUCCAACUCGCGAAAACGCGGCCUGGGAAGAGGAGCAGUGAGGGAGUCGGACAGGCUGAGCCCGCUGAGGCUGCCAGGGAGGCGAUGGGCUGCAGAGAUGCCAGAGCAUCCGCCGAGCCCCGCCCUGGCCCCGCUGGGGCCCGGGGCCUCCCGGGGGCGCCUCUGCACCUUUUAUGGGCCCAUAAAGCGCGGGCCAGGGGGAUAUAAGGCUGGCGGAGCAGGGCCGGAGGGGGGUGGGCGGGAGGGACAGCGCUGCAGGCAGAGCGACGACGCGAUGAGCCCCCGGGUUGGCGCGAUGCUGCUCUGCACCCUGCUGGGCGCCGCCUUGGGAAGCCGUCUGCGGUGCUACGACUGCGGGGGCGGCCCGGGCGGCUGCGCCGAGGCCGUGACCACCUGCGGCGAGGGCGAGCGCAAGCCCCAGGCCAGCCUGGUGCAGAUCAGGCUGCCCGGAAACCGUGAGUCUCCUUCCUCCCUCCCCUCAGCCCUUCCCUGCCUCCAGCCUCCACUUGCAUCCCUCCGGCCUCCAGAACCUUUCCGGGCUCAGUCUGGCUCUGGGCAGACGGUGCGGCUGUGGCAGCGAGCGCCCUGGGCCCAUCUGGCUCCUGGCACCGAGCACCCUGUCUUUGUGUCGCAACCCCCUCCUCUGCGCUCCAGAAGGGACCUUGCAGGCUUGUUCACUCACAGAAAAAGCCCCAUGCUGCAGGCCCAGGCCAAAAUGUUAAACCACGCUCCAACUUUCAAGUAUUGGCCAAGAACCAGGGAAGUAUACUUGUGUAUGUGUGUGGUGUUUUGUUUUGUUCUGCUUUUUGGUUUUUUGAGACAGGGUCUUGAUGUGUAGCCCAGGCUGGCCUUGAACUCAUGGUGACCCUCCUGCCUCAGCCUCUAAAUGCCUCCAAGUGCUGGGAUUACAGGCCUGGGGCACCAUGCCCAGCUUGUGUGUGUGUUUUUAAAUUUUGAAAUCAUUUUGGAUUGACAGAAAAGUUGUAAAAGUGGUGCAGAGUAUGUACUUCACCCAGCUUCACUGAGUGCUAACAUCUCACACAGCUGAAGAACAAGUCUGAAAAUCAGAAAACAACGUAGGUGUAAUAUUGCCAGCUGAUCGAGGCGGUGUGGGUUGUCUUUUUCUCUUGUGACCUUGACACAUUUAUGUGUUUAGUAUUUAUUUAUUUCUUUUUUGGUACUGGGGAUUGAACUCAGGACCUUGCACUUUCGAGGCAGGCAGCAGCACCACUGAGCUAAAUCCCUGGCCAGUAUUUAUUUUUGACAGUACUGAGGAUUGAACCCAACCCUUUGCACUGAGCUACAGCCUCAGUUCUUUUUUAAUUUUUGAGAUAAGUUCUCUCUAAGUUGCUAAAUUGCCCAGGCUGGGCUCUAACUUGAAAUCCCCUGCUUUAGCCUCCCAGAGUUCUGGGAUUACAGACCCACACCACCACGUCCAGCUGAGCUUGACGCUUUUGCAGAAUCCAGAUAGGUUAUUUCAUAUUUAAAAAAUUUUUUAAUUUACUUUUAUGAUAGGCUAUUUUGUAGACUGCUCCUCUGUGUAGAUCUAGCUGCUGUUUUCACAUGGUGAGCCUGAGGCUGAGUGUUUUAGGCAGCAGCACCACCCUCGCCUCAUUCUCUCUCAACCCCAGUGACCUUGAGACAGCACCAGCCAGCCUGUGUGGGCAUCCAUCGCUGCAAUCAAGUGGAAAUGGAGUCGGUGGGCGACAUGACUUACACAGUCCACAGGGACUGCUGCAUCGGAGACCUGUGCAACAGCGCCGUGUCGAGCACCCUGGCCCCUGCAUGCGUCUUGGCUGCAGCAGUCACCACCCUGAC